GAUUGUCUGGACACAGUUCUCAUCAGCAAUUCGAACACUACAGUACUAAUCCGGUUAAUCCUUCCGAAGAAAAAGAAAAGUGAUCUAUUCUUUUGCUUUUUACAUUUUAUUUAGAUAUUUUGAGAAAAGGAUUAGUGAAUGAAUCCUUGAUUUCACAAUCAACUGCAACUAAAUUUUAAUGUGAUGUCAGACACAUGAUUUAGUGAUACGUAAAAAAACCAGUUUGUGGUGAAGGUCCGAAACUGCGAGAUCUCUGCAAGAGCAUUAUAAUUCCAGUUUCAGGACAAAGCCGACAAAUGCGCAUAUAAUAUAUUUAACUGUGUAUUGGACUUUGCAAUCACAUUGAACGCAAAUUCUUCCUACACGUACAUUGCACAUGUAGACACGCAUCCGUUUCUAUAAUCAAGUGACGAAAUUCUACUAGGUACAUACAUGUACAUUCUCGACCGACAAAAUCAAAUAUACGAGACCGAUUUCUCGUUCCUCAUCACGAAUUUAUUGGAGUCAUUCGCCUAUUUCUAUGUAAAAAUAUUCGUUGUGAUGGAUACGACAGCAUCAUCCGCGAUUAUCGAGGAUCAAAAUAAGUUGAAACAUCCAUCCAAGGAAGAGCGAAGUGAGCUUUAUCAAAACUGGCUAGAAAAUGGACCCAAAAUUUCGUUUAGUGGACACGAACUUAACCUUGAGUUAGAUAGUAUCGACGAAUUCUUCAUUCAAAAAGCCAAGGACGAGUUGCGAGAGACGCCGGAAAUCGUUGCCGAGAGUUGUAGGGAAUUGCUGCAACUGAUUGCAGGGGAACCUUAUCUAAAUAUACCGACUGAAGAAGAAUUUCUUCAAAUAUUCUUGCGACCAUGCAAAUAUUAUCCGAAAAGUGCUUUUUCCCUUAUGAAACGAUACUUUCGGUUUCGCCAGAACUAUCCGCAUAUAUAUGUCGAUUUAUUACCUAGCAAAGAAAAAACGGCAUUGUGCGCCAAUUUAGUUUAUCCAUUGCCAUUUCGCGCUAAAGAUGGAUCUAGAAUAGUAGUAAUCGAGGGCGGCAAACGAUGGAAUCCAAAGGAAGUGUCACCUAAUGCGUUCUUUAAAGGCUUGAUAAUUAUGUUGUACAUUGCAAUGGGAGAACCCAAGACUCAGAUCGCAGGUGGACAAGUCAUCUUAGAUGUGGAGGGUUUAUCUCUCUCACAUGUUACAUAUCUAAGUCCAAGUUUCGCCAAAAUGAUGGUCGAUUUUAUACAAAAAUGUUUGCCCCUUCGCCUUAAACAUAUUCAUAUUGUAAAACAGUCCUUUUUCUUCAACAUGGCAUUUGCAAUUUUCAAACCAUUUCUAGAGGAGAAGAUUCGCAAACGAAUUCAUUUUCACGGUACAAAUUGGGAGAAUUUAAGUACUUUUAUAGAUAAGAAAGCACUACUUAAAAGACACGGGGGUGAAUUAGAAAUGCCCGAUGGACCAUUCGGUGUGAAACUUUGGCAAAGUAUAACUAUAUGUGAUCCCAUUUUUGAAAUUGAUCAACGUUGCGGAUACAAAACCGAUAAUAACGUAAAAUAACCGCUAUUUGAAUCAGUUUGUUGCAUUAUCAUCACCAAUCAUCAUCAUCAGAAUUAUAAUGGAUUAGCAAUUAUACGCUUGAAGCUGCAAUAACAAAUUACAAACAUGAAAUUACACGAAAAUGACGCUAAGCGCUAUCAAAGAAGAUCCAUUAAAAUCAGAUUUUAUUUUCAAAGAUUAUAAUAAAUUAUAUAUUGAUAUAUGUAUAUUAAU
Messenger RNA from Nylanderia fulva, 1752 nucleotides. RefSeq names its product alpha-tocopherol transfer protein. The record is from RefSeq and is a predicted model, not a curated record. Gene Ontology annotation, molecular function: phosphatidylinositol bisphosphate binding. Gene Ontology annotation, cellular component: membrane. NCBI's taxonomy places the organism in Eukaryota, Metazoa, Arthropoda, Insecta, Hymenoptera, Formicidae.